AUGUCCAUGGAUGAUAAAUAUGCGCAUUUGUUCGUCCAACCCAAGAACCGUCCCGAGCACCACCGACCGCAUCGGAUUAGUGGCCCGUUGCAGCCCGUUGUUAAGGACAGGAAGCCGCCGCCUCAGCCAAUGUUCGCCGCUCUCCCCGGCCCUGAGGGAUCCGCUAGCAACCCUAUCUCUGUUACGGAAGGUCUAGUUUCCAUCUAUAGCCAACCGGGUAUCUACUCCGAGUACGUCGACCCGAAGAAAGCUGCUGCCGACUUGAAAGCUCUAAUUGAGGGUUCGGUCGAAGACGAGGAGGACAAACUGUCCGAUGACGGAGUGGACCGAUCAAAAAUCCCAGGCCUCAAAGUCAGCCUGCUACGACAUCAGAUUGAAGGUGUUGAAUGGAUGAAAGGGCGCGAGCUUGGACCCGUCAAGAAAGGCAAGGUGCCUAAAGGCGGUAUUCUCGCAGAUGAUAUGGGUUUAGGCAAGACUUUGCAGUCCAUUUCUCUGAUCCUUACCAACCCCAAGCCCGACGAUUCUUCCAAAUUUGUUGGAGUCGACAAAACGACAUUGGUUGUUGCACCACUUGCCUUGAUCCGUCAAUGGGAAGCGGAGCUUAAGGAGAAGGUCAGCAAUACCCACAGGCUGAAAGUCCUCGUUCAUCACGGCCCCCAGCGGACUAAGCGCUUCGAGGAGCUGCGCCUCUACGAUGUUGUCAUCACUACAUAUCAGAUUCUGGUGUCUGAGCACGGCCAUUCCCAAGGAAACUUGAAGACAGGCUGCUUCGGUCUUCACUGGUACCGUGUCAUUCUCGAUGAAGCUCACACAAUCAAGAAUCGCAACGCCAAGUCCACCAAGGCGUGUUACGACCUGCGAAGCGUAUAUCGUUGGUGUCUCAGCGGAACACCCAUGCAAAACAACCUUGACGAGCUGCAAAGCCUCAUCAAGUUCCUGCGCAUCAGGCCCUAUGACGAUCUACGGGAGUGGAAAGAGCACAUCGAGCUUCCGAUGAAGAACGGGAAAGGCGAAGUUGCUAUUCGGCGUCUUCACAGUAUCCUCCGUUGCUUCAUGAAACGCCGGACGAAAGAUAUUCUCAAAGAGCCGGGUGCUUUAGAUGCAGGCAGCAGCAAGGAGGCGAAAGAAGGCGAGAAAAGCGCCACAUCCGAUUUUAAGAUCACUGAGCGCAAAGUGGUAACAGUGGAGACCGUGUUCUCUCCUGCCGAGCGUCGUUUCUACGAUCGCCUUGAGGCGCGUACAGACAAGAGCCUUGAGAGCAUGAUGAAAUCCAAGGGGAAGGUCAACUACGCCAACGCAUUGGUUCUUUUGCUGCGUUUACGUCAAGUCUGCAACCAUCCCAAGUUGGUGGAGGGUAAGCUCGAGAAAGACAAAGACGCUCUUUCUACGGAUGCCAAGCCGAAAAAGGAUGAUGGCGAUGUCGAUGAUUUAGCAGACCUGCUUGGUGGCUUAGGCGUCGAAGCCAAACACUGUGACAUCUGUGGUUGGGAGUUGAGUUCUGACAAUCGUGCACCCGGUAAGGAUAUGUGCAAGACUUGUCAUGAAGACUUGGAGUACUUCAACAACCACGAAGAUGCUGAAGGCGAUGCUCCGAUCAAGAAGAAGACAAAGACAAAGAGCAAGGUGAAGAAAGUGGUAAAAGAGAAGGUCAAGAUUGAGGCCAAGAGGCCACCGCGGAAGCCUAGGAACCGACGUGCUGUCAUCGACAGCGACGAUGAGGAGGCUGAUGCCAGCUGGAUCUCGGGGGCCGAGGAGGGCCCCUUGAGACUUGGUAAAGCGGGUGGGACCGAUGAUGAGAACGCGGAAGGUGGAGGAGACUCUAUUCACUCGGAUGACUCGGAGAGCGAGGGCGAUGUUGAUGCUGAUGGCAGCCAACUGGACAGCUUCGUUUCUCACUCCGAAUCGGUCAAAUUGGGGAAGGUCCAGCGAGCUUCGGAAAAUUCAGAAUCCGAGGACGAAUUUGAGUCCCUUUCCGUCAUUGAGUCGAAAGUAAUCGCCUCCAAGAAAGGAAAAGCCUCCGACGAGUUCUCAGAAGAGGAAUACACCGACUCUGAAAGUGACGACGGUGUCUCCGUCACUGAUUCCGACUCGUGCGACUCCGAGGAUGGCCCAUCCUUCUUCAGCUCAUCCCGGCGCAAUCGCAACAAAGAAAAGACACCUAUGGUCCUCGCCUCGGCCAAGAUCCGCCAGCUGCUCCUACUGCUGCAUAAGGAGGUGGCUGACCAUAAGUUCAUCGUGUUCAGCCAAUUCACCUCGAUGCUCGACAUCGUGGAGCGCUUCUUCCGCAAGGACGGGAUCCGGUACGUGCGCUACGACGGUAGCAUGAAGAAUGAUGCGCGCGAGGCGGCGCUGGACAGCUUGCGGAACGACCCUCAAACCCGCGUGCUGCUGUGCUCGCUGCGGUGCGGCGCUUUGGGGCUCAACCUCACAGCUGCCAGCCGCGUCAUCAUCCUCGAACCCUUCUGGAACCCGUUUGUGGAGGAACAGGCUAUUGACCGCGUUCACCGCCUCACACAGAAGGUUGACGUCGUCGUCUAUAAACUCACGGUCCAGGCCACGGUCGAGGAGCGCAUCCUCGAGCUCCAGGACAAGAAGCGUUUGCUGGCUGAACAGGCCAUUGAGGGAGGCAUGCGCAAGGAGUCGCUCAAGUUGGGUGUCAAGGAGAUGAUGGAGCUGUUCCGUCCUGGCGCCAGGCACGGUGGGGGUGCGAGGCAGGAUGUCUCUGUGAUGAUGUCGAACAAUAAGCCGCGUCGGCAGGAUCACGCUGUCUAUGGACGGAGAUGGUAG
This is a messenger RNA of Pseudomassariella vexata, 2787 nucleotides long. RefSeq names its product SNF2 family N-terminal domain-containing protein. Gene Ontology annotation, molecular function: ATP-dependent chromatin remodeler activity; ATP binding. Gene Ontology annotation, cellular component: cytoplasm. The transcript has 2 exons. Lineage: Eukaryota; Fungi; Ascomycota; Sordariomycetes; Amphisphaeriales; Pseudomassariaceae. The record is from RefSeq and is a predicted model, not a curated record. The coding region runs from base 1 to 2787 and encodes 928 amino acids.